Molecule: messenger RNA, 1398 nt
Organism: Naegleria gruberi
Lineage: Eukaryota; Heterolobosea; Eutetramitea; Acrasida; Naegleriidae
Exons: 1
Coding region: 1-1398 (465 amino acids)
Source: RefSeq, a predicted model, not a curated record
AUGUGGACAAGGUACGAGCAAGAUCCAUCUCUUUUGGAUACAGUUACAGAUUUUGUUACAAGGUUUUUGCGAAACAAAUAUUUUAAAAAAACCCUGGUGACCAAGUAUGUCAUUAAAUUGAAUAAUACCGAACUAGCCAAAGAUUUACUGAGAGUUUCCUCGAGUGGCAAUAACUUGGAUGCUGAGAGUUUAGUUGCAUUGAUAAAAGCAUUUGGGUUGGAAACAUAUAGAGAGAGGGUAAUGGAUCUUUUGGUAAAAUGCAAAGCCAAUCUUGCCUAUGGAUUCUUACAAGAAAUUGAGGAUGAGGAGAUGGCAGAGAAGGUCAUUUCUUUUUUUAGUGUAAAAGGAGGGGCCUCAAGCUAUGAAAGUAUUGUUUUACUCUGCCAAAAAUAUAACAGGAAUUUGAGUGAAGAGGUCAGAAAGAAAAUGUUAUCGAAUUGGUAUGGGGAUGUGCAAGAUCUAUUUGAAAUGGCUAAAAGGUUGAAGGACAAGAACUGUUUCAACGCAGUGUUGGAGAAGUAUUUCCGUCCUGCUAAAGAUAAUGUACCACAUUAUGCAAGAAACAAAUUGAAUGAUUUUGAUAUGAAUGUUAGCAUGGUGGUGGAUUGCAUUCAAUAUCUUGGACUCGACAAUUGCUCCAAUUUUUUGAAGGAGUUAAUAGCUGAAUAUUGUGCGAAUGUUUUCGACUCUGUACUAAUAAGAAUUCUCAAAAUGUUUAUCGGCCACCCAACCAAUGAGCAUGUAAUCAUGUUCAUGAUAGAGCAAUUAUGCUCUGGAAUCUCUAAAAAAGUCACAAGUGACAAGGUGGAUGAACUGGUUGGAAUUUUACAAGGAUUUGAAACAAGAGAUGUUGGAUUUAUGAAAGCUUUCGUAAAAGGAAUUACACCUUCUAAGGAAAAUAGAAAAAAUUAUCAUGUAAUAAUUUGUCCUCUAAUUACAAAAGUUAAAGGAGUGGAUGCUAUCAUCAACAGUGAGCCAAUACAAAAAUUAAUAUCCAAAUGUAUCUCAUACUAUGACAAGGUUAUUGAUAAACCUUCUAAAUUAACACCUCCACCUUCAAAUUGGACAAUUGAUGUAACUCUGAAAUGUACUUGUGAUUAUUGUCAGAUGGCCACACAAUUUUUGAAGAAUCCUCACGUAACUGAAUACAAACUUCAGGAAAAUGAAAAACUCAGAAAGCACGUUACAGAUAAUAUUGUGGCAGUCACUAGAGAAUGUCUCUAUAAUACAGAAAAGACAAAUAGACCGCCUUACAUCUUGCAUAUUACAAAGAAUACUCAAUCUAAAGCCAUGCAAGCAAAAGCAUUGGAAGAAGUCAAAGCCAACAAAAUCGAGCUGACCUCAUUACUUACCUCAAGUUUGGAACCCAAUAAGAAAAAGUUGAAAAUUGAGGAAUAA